Messenger RNA from Macrosiphum euphorbiae (potato aphid), 669 nucleotides. The record is from the annotation of a GenBank genome assembly. Lineage: Eukaryota; Metazoa; Arthropoda; Insecta; Hemiptera; Aphididae.
AUGAAUAAAAGUAUUGUUGAAAAAGACGUGUCAAAGACAAAAAACAAACCUUUUAUACCCGAUGAAUUGUCACUUCUUUCUGAGCUAGUUUAUAAACACAGAUUCAUAUUAGAAAAAGUUGGUAAGCAAUAUUCAACAGUGGCUGACAAAAGAAAUACUUGGGAAUUAUUGGCUAAUGAAUUUAAUAGCACAGGAUUAAAUGUUACUCGUUCUCCUGACCAGCUUAAGAAAAAAUGGGAUAAUAUCAAACAGACUAGAAAGACAGAAAUAAGAGACACAAAAAGACAUCAAUAUGCAACGGGUGGAGGCCCAUCUUGUCAGCCAACUAUUAAUGACUGCACAGUCGAUCAAUUUUUAAAUGAAAUUACUGAUAUUGAAUUAAUUGACACACCAGAUAGUGAUUAUAUACCAUUACAAAGCAGUGUACCCACAACAAUUGAAAACAAAACAGUUUCAGAUCAACCAGUCUAUUUUAUAACAACUACAUCUAAUAACAUUUCACCUAAAUCACCAAAAGCAUAUCCAACUGGGAAAAAAGAUAGCGACAAAAUGAAAAAAAAUGAGGAUUUUGAACAGAAUCGUUUGGAAAGUUUCAAACAUGAAGCUGAAUUGAGGAUUAAAAGACAAACAAAUUUAAUCGAGCAAGAAAAAGCAAUUCAUGUUUGUUAA